Mycotypha africana is the source of this 545-nucleotide messenger RNA. RefSeq lists its product as uncharacterized. NCBI's taxonomy places the organism in Eukaryota, Fungi, Mucoromycota, Mucoromycetes, Mucorales, Mycotyphaceae. The transcript is spliced from 4 exons. The coding region runs from base 89 to 388 and encodes 99 amino acids. The record is from RefSeq and is a predicted model, not a curated record. Gene Ontology annotation, molecular function: peptidyl-prolyl cis-trans isomerase activity.
AAAGGAACAAUUCGAAGCCUACAUAGUUGUAUCUGCUAUGUAAAUUUACAUUUAUGUCAAAUUAGGGUUGAAGCAAGGAAUUCAAGGCAUGUGUGAGGGCGAAAUCCGUAGACUAUUGAUUCCUGCGGAUCUAGCGUAUGGGCAAUUAGGUCUUCCAAACUCAGUUCCAGGAAAUACUGCUGUUGUUUAUGAAGUUGAAAUGCUUUAUGUCAAUUCACCUUUCAGCAACCCUUGGUUCUGGACUGGUUUAUCACUGUUAGUUUUAGCUUUCAUCUUUUCCAGCAAAUUUAACAGAAUGGGCGAUGCAUUCAAGUCCGCCAAGUUUCUGGAAUCAAAAGAAGCCGCCAUUACUAAUCGUGGAAGUAGCAAGAUAACAAAAACUGACUGAUGAUCCUACUCCAGUUCUAUUAUAUAUAGCAUUAAAAGACUAUGAAAUGGCAAUAUUUGAUCUCAAGGCACUUGCAAGAAGAAUAAAAUGAUAUACCUACGUGAAUCUAAACAAUUCUGAUUCUUAGCUCUGCACGCUUUUCACCUUUUCCAUCUUU